This is a messenger RNA of Dichomitus squalens LYAD-421 SS1, 2718 nucleotides long. RefSeq lists its product as uncharacterized. The transcript is spliced from 5 exons. Gene Ontology annotation, biological process: mitotic spindle midzone assembly; microtubule cytoskeleton organization. The record is from RefSeq and is a predicted model, not a curated record. The coding region runs from base 1 to 2379 and encodes 792 amino acids. Gene Ontology annotation, molecular function: microtubule binding. NCBI's taxonomy places the organism in Eukaryota, Fungi, Basidiomycota, Agaricomycetes, Polyporales, Polyporaceae. Gene Ontology annotation, cellular component: cytoplasm; spindle; mitotic spindle midzone.
AUGUCUACGACGAUAACGUCUCUCUUAAACUCUCUGCAUACACAUUUGCAGUCACAAACACAGCUCCUGCCUACGCUCCAUGCUCAGCUAGGCUUGCCUCCGACUGCUCUCCACGACGAACUAUCCGCGCUGCAACAACAGCUCACCCAAUGCAUCGAAGGCCAGAUUGAGCUACGACGAAAGCAGGUCGACGAGUGGAUGGAGAAGUGUGGUGCAGUGGAGGAUCAGUGCAUACGAUAUGGAAAGGCUCUGGGCGGUCACCUCAAGUCGUCAGGACCGAGUGUGGGGGAGAUCAGGAAGGAACAGGUUCUCCCCCGCCGCUUCGAGCUUGUUUCAGAUUACCACGAGAAACUGCGACAGCAAUAUCAUACGAAGUUGGAGCAGCUCCUGAACCUCACAAGCAGGAUAUCCGCGCUAGCCAACACCCUUGGCCAAGAUUUUUAUGCGGCUGACAUCCUUGAACCUGCCCCUGCCAUUGGCGAAAAUGAAUACGACUCAACAUCGCAUCGAGACGUCACGCCAGAGCGCUUCUCCAAGUUAGAGAAGGAGUUGGUUCGCGGGAAGGGUGAAGUUGCCAAGCGUCUCACUCAGCUCUCAGCGCAUUUCGUCCAGAUAGACUGGUUGUACACAGAACUGGGUAUCACACCUCCUUCCUUAGACGACCUUCCUACCGCCUCCUCGUCUACCCUUGGCCUCCCUCCUCUCCCUCGCCCCGGUUCAUCAUGCGGCAGUCGAACAACAGGCCCAGACCCAUUCCUCUCCACCUCUAUGUCCAUCCCUAUGUCAACGCCAACGCCCGCGUCGCGUCUCAAGCCCCUAACCCCACUCUUGUUCUUGUCUGACGAUACGCCACAGACCACUCAGGUCGACCACCAGCGCGUCUUCGCGAAGUUCGUUGCCCGGAUGGAAGAGCUUUCUGACGAGGAUCUCCCAGACUCCAAUGUUGCCGUCGGCCUGGAGGGCGUCGAGCCGACCCCGGCGCUAAUGGCAUGGGCCGAGGCCACCCGCGCGGACCUCGAGGAGACGAAGAAGCGGCGCGAGGCGCACAUACAAGCGAUGUACGACCAGCUCGAGGCGCUGUGGCGUAGGCUAGGCGUUACCGACGCGGAAAUGGACGCGUUCGUAGAGGCCCAGCGUGGGAGCACCGACGUGACUAUCAAAGCGUACGAGGAAGAACUCGAGCGUAUGCUGGAGCUGAAGCGCGAACGCAUGGGCACGUUCAUCGAGAAUGCGCGCACUGAGAUCACGAAGUUGUGGGAUGAGCUUAUGGUCGGCGAAGAAGAGCGGGCCGACUUCGCACCUUUCUUCGACGAUGAGCAUACGGAGGAGCUUCUAUCCAUUCACGAGGAAGAGAUCAAGCGGCUAAAGGAGGAACGCCGGAUGAAGGGUCCUUUGCUCCACAGCAUCAAGAAGUACUUCGACAUCUGCGACGACGAGAAGGAGCUUGCAGCGUCCGCCAGCGAUCAAAGCCGGUUACUUGGUAGAGGACCUCGGGAUCCGGGGCGACUCCUUCGCGAGGAGAAGAUGCGCAAACGAGUCACCAAAGAGAAACCUCGGUUGGAGCAGGAUCUCCUAAUGUCGCUGCCAGCAUGGGAAGCGGAGACAGGCCGUGCAUUCCUCGUCCACGGGAUGAGCAUGCUUCAGUUCCUGAUGGACACGGUGAGCGUGUCAGACAAGGAGAAUGCGAACAAGCGCACCAAAGGUCGCGCAGGCUCCGUCCCUCCACGCGCCACGACCCCCGCUAAUGGCUCGAAUCACCUUGCGCCCCCGACUUCGGGUCACGGAAAGUCCGGAGUGGUCACCCCAGCGAUCCGCCCUGCGUCCACACUGGGAAGUUCGCAUUCCGCGCCGAAUAAGCGGCCGCGUCUUGGCGAAGCCACAGCUACGCACACCAACCGCGCCCCGUUGGGGAGCAGCCGCGGGCCCAGUGUCAACCGCGCUGCAUCCCCGACCAAGAUACCCCUCCCAGGCAAGACUCCAACAACAGCAGCAGGCUCGUCUCUCCCCCGUCCUGUUUCUAUCGCCAUGCCCGUACCGAAGCCGGGCACGGCGCACCAUGCGCUCGGGCACGGGCGCGUGCCGUCCGCCCAGCAACUCGGAUCCAGCCAUUCAUACGGGAUGUACCAACCGGGACAUCGCGCAGCGUCCUACAUGUCAUCAUCAACUUCCUCCUCAUCGAUGUAUGCGUCGGGCACUGGGAGAUAUGGCGCCCCUGCGCCGAGUGCGGCGGCCGUCGCAAAGAAGGCGUCGCGCGCGAGGAGGGAGAGCUUCAAGCCGAGGCCGAGCGUGGACGAAGACUGGGCGGCGGACGUCGGGCUUGGAGGGCGUCGGUGGGCUGGUUUCGCUGGCGCAGUGAAGGAGGAGGACGAGGAGUACUGAGGGGCGUCGAGCUCGUGAGCCUAUAGCGGCCUGACGUGCGACAUAUAGAUGUGCGCGGCAGGCUGAGGUUUGGCUGGCAUACCUCCCAGUGCGUCUGCGGGGUAUCUUCAGUGAUUUCUGGUUUUGUUCGAGAACACUCCGCAGGCAUCGGUGACUUAUGCGCACAUAUCUAACUUCAAUUAUGCUAUGCGGCUCUCUUCUAGUGUAUUAGUUCACGAUCUUACGCCUCGUUAUGAUUUCCUACUCUGUAACUGUGUGUACAGUAUCGUGAUUGGCAGGCAAUGCCGUUAUGGACGCAUGGUCGGACAUCGACUAUCUUCGCCAAGAGAUACACUUCGC